Nematostella vectensis (starlet sea anemone) is the source of this 510-nucleotide messenger RNA. RefSeq lists its product as uncharacterized. The transcript is spliced from 2 exons. NCBI's taxonomy places the organism in Eukaryota, Metazoa, Cnidaria, Anthozoa, Actiniaria, Edwardsiidae. The record is from RefSeq and is a predicted model, not a curated record. Bases 1 to 510 code for a protein of 169 amino acids.
AUGACAACAACAAUAAGACCAACGACAACGACACCAACGACGAAAACAUCAACGACGACAACGAAAAAAACACCAACGACAAAAACAACAACGACGACAGCGACGAGAACACCAACGACGACAACGACAAAAACACCAACGACGACAACGACAAAAAAAACGACGACAAAGACAAGAACACCAACGACGACUUCGACGACAACACCACCGACGACAUUGACAAAAAACACCAACGACGACAUCGACAAAAACACCAGCGACGAAAUCGACAAAAACACCAACGACGACAAAGACAAGAACACCAACGACGACAUCGACGACAACACCAACGACGACAUCGGCAAAAACACCAACGACGACAACACCAACGACGAGAACGGCAAAAACAGCAACAACGACAAAAACAACAACAAUGACAAAGACAAGAACACCAACGACGACAACGAGUAUAACAAUAACAAUAACAAUAGCAAUAGCAAUAAUAAUAAUAAUAAUAUUAACAUCCAUUAG